AUGGAGAAUACAGCCCUUAAAGUUCGAUGCCAGAGGAUUGGGUGCGAGGCCACCUUCUCCGAGGACGACAACCCAGAUGGUUCCUGUCGAUACCAUGAUUCGCCUAUAUUUCAUGAUGGAACGAAAGAAUGGAGUUGUUGCAAGAAAAGAAGUCAUGAUUUUAGCUUGUUUAUGGAAAUCCCAGGAUGUAAGACAGGAAAACAUACAGCAGUUAAGCAAGUAAUUGCCCCCGUGAAGAAGAAGACCGAGCCCUCUCCAACUGCUGUUUCUUCAACCAAUGCUUCAUCAAAGGACUCUUGUUCCAGAUGCCGGCAGGGUUUCUUUUGCUCAGAUCAUGGUUCACAAAGCAAACCUGUAAAUGUUGUUGGAGAGAAGCCCGCAAAUCUGUCUGGAGAUGCCUCUGCUGUUAACAAUUCAAGUGUUCAGGCUCCGAAACAGAAGAAGAUAGUCGAUAUAAAUGAACCCCAACUAUGUAAAAAUAAAGGAUGUGGUCAAACAUUCAAGGAAAAGGAUAAUCAUGACACGGCUUGCAGCUACCAUCCUGGCCCCGCUGUUUUUCAUGACCGGGUGAAAGGGUGGAAGUGCUGUGAUAUUCAUGUAAAAGAAUUUGAUGAGUUUAUGACCAUUCCUCCUUGCACAAAGGGAUGGCAUAAUGCGGAUCCAGAGUCCUGA
Molecule: messenger RNA, 672 nt
Organism: Sphenostylis stenocarpa
Lineage: Eukaryota; Viridiplantae; Streptophyta; Magnoliopsida; Fabales; Fabaceae
Source: the annotation of a GenBank genome assembly